AGAGCCCCCCUCCCCUCCCCGUUCUCUCCAUCCGCGCAUAGCAGCCCGCGCGGAUGCUGCGUCCGAGGUCCUCAGCGCGCGACUCAGCGAGGGGGUCCUCAUCACAUCGCAUAUAAAUCCAAAAUAUCGCAUCACCCAGUUAUACAGCCUGUUUUUCUUUAAGAUUUUGAAAGUCCAGCCGUUGUUUUGUUUUUAUUUCAACAGUCUAUAAACAACCCCGUAAUUUUCACGUGCUUAUUUAUUGGGACAGUCACCUUUAUACGAUGUCUCCAUCUCUUAUUUUUUUCCUCUGCAGAAGCCCAGUCUAACCAGGCAACAACUGCACUAUUUUAGGAUCAGAAAUUCCACCAACAUUACAAAAGCUACAUAAUAUCGCGAUUAUAAGGUGCCACAGUGUAACGACUAGUGCUGUGCUUUCGGCAGAUGUCGAUAUUUUUUAUUUCCAUUUCUAAAGAGAAGAUUACUGGAUUUUCCAUUUUCCUGCAUCCCUCGCUGAUGUCCUUGGAGCAUGGCCUGGUUAUUUUGCCAGUGCCAUAAGACCACGCACUCUCAUCCCUGAUCGGUGACCUCUUGACCUCUCCCAAGAGCCAAAUUCUCCGGCCCGGGACCCAGAUUGAUCGUCAGUUGUCCCUCUCCUCUCCCCCUCUAAUCCCCCCCCCCCCCCGUUUGGUUCCUGAUGGAUUGGGUGAGCGCUGAUCCCUCGUACUGUUGACCCUCUGGGGAUGGGGGUAGACUGGAGCAAGCUGGAGUCUUCUGUUUAGAGAAUAAGAAAAGAGGAGAAAAAUAAAACGGGUGAAGCUAGCCGUCCUGUCCUCGCUAGUCCUCCUCUUAUGGAGAGUUAGAGGGCUCUGAGGGAGGGAGAGGAGUGGGGGGUGGGAGAAAAGCGAAAAAGGAGUGUAGAUUUAUUCCAAAGAUCCCCCCUGUUAUUAAUAUCAGACUCAUUCUUCUAGCUUUUUCAAAGGCCCUUAAAACUGCCCUGAAAACAAACAGGGAUAAAUUACCCUCGUAGUGAGCCAAGGGAACACCCUCCAAAUCUGAAACGGAGAAAAUGUCGACGACAGCAACCAUGGGCGACAUGGCCAACAGUACGGUGGAGUUUUACCCCAAGCGGGCCGGGGGUGCGGAGGCCAACAACCACACAGGGGACUUCGGGGUGACGCUGACUGAGCUCCGUGAUCUGAUGGAGAUGAGGGGGCCAGAGGCGCUGCAGAAGAUUCAGGAGAGCUACGACGACACGGAAGGCCUCUGCCAACGACUCAAGUCCUCCUGCAAUGAGGGCCUAUCGGGGAACCCGGAAGACUUGGAGAAGCGCAGGCAGACGUUCGGCCAGAACUUCAUACCCCCAAAGAAGGCCAAGACCUUCCUGGAGCUGGUGUGGGAGGCACUGCAGGAUGUCACCCUCAUCAUCCUGGAGAUCGCCGCCAUCAUCUCCCUGGCCCUGUCCUUCUACCAGCCACCAGGGGAGGAUUUGGAAAUGUGCGGGAACGUGGCGGGGGGUGCGGAGGACGAGGGCGAGGCAGAGGCGGGCUGGAUCGAGGGCGCGGCCAUCUUGCUGUCGGUCAUCUGCGUGGUGCUGGUGACUGCCUUCAACGACUGGAGCAAGGAGAAGCAGUUCCGCGGGCUGCAGAGCCGCAUCGAGCAGGAGCAGCGCUUCGCCGUGGUGCGCAACAGCAACGUCAUCCAGAUCCCCGUGGCCGAGUUGGUAGUGGGGGAUGUGGCCCAGGUUAAAUACGGUGACCUCCUGCCAGCUGAUGGUAUCCUGAUUCAAGGCAACGACCUGAAGAUUGAUGAGAGCUCCCUAACGGGGGAGUCUGAUCAUGUCACCAAGUCUGCCGAUAAGGACCCUAUGCUCCUCUCCGGCACCCAUGUGAUGGAGGGCUCGGGGAGGAUGCUGGUGACGGCUGUGGGAGAGAACUCUCAGACGGGGAUCAUCUUCACUCUGCUUGGAGCCGGAGAAGGAGAGGAGGAGAAGAAAGAGAAGAAAGACGACAGUAGUGUCAUGCCCCCACAGUCUGCAGAUGCAGUCAAAAAGAGCGGCAUCACCAACGAUGCCGCAGCGGAGGCCAAUCAGAAUAAAGCUAAGAAGCAGGAUGGAGCCGUUGCCAUGGAGAUGCAGCCUCUGAAAAGCGCGGAAGGUGGCGAGGUGGAGGAGAGCGCGAAGAAGAAAUCCAACGUGCCCAAGAAGGAGAAGUCCGUCCUUCAGGGCAAGCUCACAAAGCUGGCAGUGCAGAUAGGCAAAGCAGGCCUGGUGAUGUCGGCCAUUACGGUAAUCAUCCUUGUUGUGUACUUUGUGAUCGAGACGUUUGUGGUCCAAGGCCGGACGUGGAUGGCGGAGUGCACGCCAGUCUAUGUUCAGUACUUUGUGAAGUUCUUCAUCAUCGGAGUGACUGUGCUGGUGGUAGCUGUGCCAGAGGGCCUGCCCCUGGCUGUGACCAUCUCCCUCGCUUACUCUGUGAAGAAAAUGAUGAAGGACAACAACCUGGUGCGUCACCUGGAUGCCUGCGAGACCAUGGGCAAUGCUACGGCCAUCUGCUCCGACAAGACGGGCACGCUGACCACCAACCGCAUGACCGUGGUGCAGGCUUAUAUUGGCGACCAGCAUUACCGGGAGGUGCCGGACCCCGGCCAAAUCAACUCCAGCGCCCUGGAGACCCUUGUCAGUGCCAUUGCCAUCAACAGUGCCUACACCUCCAAGAUCAUGCCGCCUGAUGUAGAGGGUGGCCUGGCCAAGCAGGUGGGCAACAAGACUGAGUGUGGCCUUCUGGGCUUUGUGCUGGACCUGAAGAGGGACUACACGCCGGUGAGGGAGCAGAUCCCGGAGGAGAAGCUCUACAAGGUCUACACCUUCAACUCCGUCCGUAAGUCCAUGAGCACCAUCAUCCAGCUGCCCGAUCGAUCCUUCCGGCUCUACAGCAAAGGAGCGUCGGAGAUCGUGCUCAAGAAGUGCUCCUCUAUUGUGGGAGCCAACGGGGAGGCGCGUGGCUUCCGGCCGCGGGACCGCGAGGAGAUGGUGAAGAAGGUGAUUGAGCCCAUGGCCUGCGAGGGCCUCAGGACCAUCUGCAUCGCAUACCGGGACUUCCCUGCUGACCCUGAGCCCGACUGGGAUCAGGAGGCCGACAUCGUCACCGAUCUCACCUGCAUCUCCGUGGUGGGGAUCGAGGAUCCUGUUCGACCUGAGGUUCCCGAUGCGAUCGUGAAGUGCCAGCGAGCGGGCAUCACUGUGCGCAUGGUGACAGGCGACAACAUUAACACGGCCCGUGCCAUCGCAGCCAAGUGCGGCAUCCUCCAGCCCGGCGAGGACUUCCUGUGUAUGGAUGGCAAGGAAUUCAACCGGCGAAUCAGGAACGAGAAAGGAGAGAUUGAGCAGGAAAGGAUUGACAAGAUCUGGCCCAAGCUGAGGGUUCUGGCUCGUUCUUCCCCUACUGACAAACACACUCUAGUCAAAGGCAUCAUUGACAGCACGGUUCUGGAGCAGAGGCAAGUGGUGGCUGUAACGGGAGAUGGGACCAACGACGGGCCCGCCCUUAAGAAAGCAGAUGUGGGCUUUGCCAUGGGCAUCGCUGGCACGGAUGUGGCCAAGGAGGCUUCUGACAUCAUCCUGACAGACGACAAUUUCAGCAGCAUCGUGAAAGCUGUCAUGUGGGGGAGAAACGUAUACGACAGCAUCUCCAAGUUCCUGCAGUUCCAGCUGACUGUCAAUGUGGUGGCUGUCAUAGUGGCUUUUACUGGGGCCUGCAUCACACAGGACUCUCCUCUGAAGGCAGUGCAGAUGCUGUGGGUGAACCUGAUCAUGGACACCUUCGCCUCCCUGGCCCUGGCCACCGAGCCCCCCACCGAGGCGCUGCUGCUGAGGAAGCCCUACGGCCGAAACAACCCCCUCAUCUCCCUCACCAUGAUGAAGAACAUCCUGGGCCACGGCAUCUACCAGCUCGUCAUCAUCUUCACACUGCUCUUCGUUGGAGAGAAGAUCUUCAACAUCGACUGCGGCCGCAACGCUCCUCUCCACUCCCCUCCCUCCGAGCACUACACCAUCAUCUUCAACAUCUUCGUCCUGAUGCAGCUCUUCAACGAGAUCAAUGCCCGCAAGAUCCACGGCGAGAGGAACGUGUUUGACGGCAUCUUCAGUAACCCCAUCUUCUGCAGCAUCGUGCUGGGAACCUUUGUUGUUCAGGUUGUGAUUAUCCAGUUUGGAGGGAAGCCGUUCAGCUGCACGCCCCUAAAUGUGGAGCAGUGGCUGUGGUGUCUCUUCGUGGGUGUAGGGGAACUGCUCUGGGGACAGCUGAUUGCCACCGUGCCAACCAACCAGCUGAAGUGUCUGAAGUCGGCAGGGCACGGGCACAGCACGGAUGAGAUGACGGAGGACGAGUUGGCCGACGACGAGGAGGAGAUCGACCAUGCCGAGAGGGAGCUGAGGAGAGGCCAGAUCCUCUGGUUCAGAGGUCUCAACCGUAUCCAGACUCAGAUGCGGGUGGUGAAAGCGUUCCGUAGCUCCACGUAUAAUGGCAUGGAGAAACCCGAAACCAGGAACUCCAUCCACAACUUCAUGGCCCACCCCGAGUUUCUCAUCAAUGACUUCAUCCACAACAUCCCACUGAUUGACGACACUGACCUCGAGGAGACCGAGUCCGAACUCUCCAAGCACAACCACUACCAACAGUACACCAACGUCCACCCGGCCCUGCGCAAGCCUCCGCCGCCGCCAGCCCAGCCCCAACCCCCGGAGCGCUCCCGACCCCGACCCUACCGCCAGUACAGCCUGCCCGUCACCCCCAACCGCAACAACAACGCCAUCGAGCCCGGGCGGGGCGCCCCCGCACCCCCGACAGAACCCCCCACCCAUCACUGGACCUCCACGACCCAACAGCAGGGCUGCCCCCUCCUCAGUCUGGAGACUACACUAUGACUGCCACCCCUCUCCACUGGGUGACUCACCUGAAAAAAAAAUAAGUAUUUAAAAACUAAAAAAAAAAGACUUCUGAGGACCAGAGGUGUGUUGAGGAGACAGACCGGAGGAGAGGAGGCGCAGGUGGAGGAGAGGGUAAGGGUCCAUUGGAUACGGAUGGGAUCGGAGUCGGGUCGGUGCUUCUCUCCCACCCACAAAUCUAUCCAUCCAUCCUGCCUACACACCCACCCACUCAUAGUAACAGUGGAUCCAAUCGACCAACAAGUCUUUGCUGCCAUCCUGCCACAGUCCCCUCUGCAGUCAUGUGCACCCUGUCCGUGUGGACCCACGCCUCCUCUCCUCUCCAUGGACAGCCCUCCUCUCGUCUCGUGGCGCUGGUUCUGGCCUGCGGGGCCUCUUGGAGGACUGAAGAGGGUGUGUGGACCGCAGCCCUGUGAAGGAGGGUUUCAGUAGAACUGGACAAAAGGAGUUGCUAAACUAUGACCUCCCAGGACAACAAAAACAACAACAGGCUCCAAGGAGGCAAAACAAGGAGGCAAAACAAGGAGGGGAAGGGAGGGGGGGGUCUAUUCAUUCCACCUUUUACCGACCGAUGUUAGUAGUGUUAUAUUUAUUAUCACUUUCAAUACCUUUUAAGCAUCUUCAUCAUUAAGACUCGAUUAUUUAUUUAUUUAUUUUAUUUAUUUUUGUUUGUUCUGUUUUGAAAUAGUAAAUUUCUGAUGCUUUAUGGAUUAGCUUUAAUAUUGAUUUAUUUGUUUGUUCAUUUCAUAAGUUGUUUGCUCAACUUCUUUUUUUAUUUCCUUCAUCACUUUGUCUAUCUUCUCUCUCUAUGUGUGUGUAUGUGUCGUGUCUGUCCUGAAAACAGAAAAAAAUAUAUAACAAAAAUACUAACAAAACAAUGAUACAAUACAUUGAAAAUCCUAAUCGUUAAUAAAUUAUAAUGCGUCUGCGAAGAAAAAAUAAAAGAAGAAAUAAUGAACAAAAAAA
Molecule: messenger RNA, 5890 nt
Organism: Clupea harengus (Atlantic herring)
Lineage: Eukaryota; Metazoa; Chordata; Actinopteri; Clupeiformes; Clupeidae
Gene: atp2b3b
Product: ATPase plasma membrane Ca2+ transporting 3b
Biological process (GO): regulation of cytosolic calcium ion concentration; calcium ion transmembrane transport
Cellular component (GO): plasma membrane; intracellular membrane-bounded organelle
Molecular function (GO): ATP binding; ATP hydrolysis activity; P-type calcium transporter activity
Source: RefSeq, a predicted model, not a curated record